Parasteatoda tepidariorum (common house spider) is the source of this 3155-nucleotide messenger RNA. RefSeq names its product UFM1 specific peptidase 2 (gene Ufsp2). Lineage: Eukaryota; Metazoa; Arthropoda; Arachnida; Araneae; Theridiidae. Gene Ontology annotation, molecular function: deUFMylase activity. The record is from RefSeq and is a predicted model, not a curated record. Gene Ontology annotation, cellular component: endoplasmic reticulum; nucleus. Gene Ontology annotation, biological process: proteolysis.
UCUAAAAUAAAAAAUAAUCAAAAUGGAAACAAACAUGUGGCAAUGCACGUUGCUGUGAUGUGGUUUUCGUUCUUUAGCGGUCUGCUCCGAGUUUCUGAAAGAUGGAUGUAAACAAAGUAUAUCUGUCACAAAAUAUCAAAAAGGUUUUAUCCAAAACUGAAGAAAAAGCUGGUUAUGUAGCUGGUUGGAGUUUGGACUCGGCAAAGAUUUGUGCUGCUGUAGCUGGGUGUAGAGAGUAUUUUUUAACAGGUCUGGAAGUAAAUGGCAUUUUUUGCAUCCUGCAUAGUAUCCUGCCAUCAGAAAAUGAAUUAAUUGAUAUAUGUGAGAAGCAGUGUGAAAAACUUGAAAUUGGAAUAGAAAAUCUUAUAGUUAUUUUUGGUGUCAAAGAUGAACAGAAAGAAUUAGAAAUUACUGUGAAAUAUUAUUCUACUUACUGUAGUACUUUAAAGGAUAUAGAUGUCGAAAGCUGUGAUCCUACUAGUGCUUUGUUAUUAAGAGCUCGUGGAAUUAUUCCUUGUUACUUUGAAGUUUCAUCUGAUGAAGAUCUGCUGAGAGAGAGUAUUGAUCAAGCCCUAGAAAGAGUGAAAUCAGUUUUCCAAAAGGAGGUUGCAGCUUUUUUCUUACAGAAUGGAGAAAUUAUUCGAUCUAGUUCAACAGAUCAAACUUCAGAUGAUGGCCUAACCAUAAAAAAACUAUUGAAAUCAGUUCAGGAGGAUGAUACUUCCGGAAAAUCAAAAAUCAAGAAAGCCUCGAAAAAAAAGCUUCCAACUGAGUUUAAUAUCUUAAUUCAAGCUGGUGGAGAUGGUAUAGCGAAUACUUUUAAUCACUCUGUUGUCAUUCAUUGUCAACAGCGUGAAUUUCAGUGUGCUUCUGUACAGCUUCCCAUUGAUGUGCUUAUAGUAUGUCAAGAAUCUAGUUCCACACAAGAUGCUUAUAAGCUUUUUCUGGAAGCCAUUGGAAAUCAACUGUCUGAUAUGAACAAUUGUUUGGUCAAGUAUACUAAAAUUAGUGAUAUUGAGGCCCCCAAACCAUACCACUUUUAUCUAGAUAUGUGGGAUUUUCCUAUUACAGUAGUUUAUCCUGCUAAGAAAAGUGAUGAGGAACUAGAGACAUAUCGUAAAGAACUUCACAGGAAAUUGUUGCUUCCCAUGGACCGUCCUUUUCUGAAAAAGUUGAAUGCUUGCGACUUUUCUCUAGCCAGUAGUUCUGGACAUUUGUAUAAUCCCCACGAAGGAAUUGUAUCUUCUGGAGUGUCGGGUGGUAAAUCUUCGAUUGUCCAAGGUACAUAUAGUUACCAUCAUUAUAUGCAAGACCACAUGGAUGAUAAUGGAUGGGGAUGUGCCUAUAGGUCUCUCCAAACUAUAAUAUCAUGGUUUAGGCAUCAAGGUUAUACAGACAGAAAUGUACCUACCCAUACAGAAAUACAAAAGGCUCUUGUAGAGGUUGGUGAUAAACCAGAAUCAUUUAUUGGAUCCAAGAAAUGGAUCGGUUCUCAAGAAGUUAGUUUUUGUCUGGACCAUUUAAUAAAUGUUCAAUCAAAAAUCAUGUUCGUUAGCUCUGGGGCAGAUAUGGCUAACAAAGGCCGAGAACUCUACAAUCAUUUCCAAGACCAAGGAACUCCAGUCAUGAUUGGUGGUGGAGUAUUAGCUCAUACAAUUCUUGGAGUGGAUUUUAAUCAAGACACAGGCGAGCUCAAAUUUCUUAUUUUAGAUCCACAUUAUACAGGGAAGGAAGACCUUAACAUCAUUCUGAGCAAGGGUUGGUGUGGAUGGAAAAAUACUGCAUUUUGGGACCAAACAGCUUUUUACAAUCUAUGUUUACCACAGAGGCCAAAACAGAUAUAAAAUAUUGAUUGUUCACUGUUAAAACAACAAAAUUAUUUAUGGUUGUAAAUAUUUAAAUUUUUAUAAUAAAAAAUAUGAACAUCGAUUGAUUUACAAAGUGCUUUAUUUAUGCAGUUAUGACAUUUGGAAAUUAUGAAACGGACAUAUUAUACAAUCAAAAAUCUCUCAAUUUUUAAAAUUACUGCAUUAAAUUUGAUAGACAUUAAUGUGAGAUAAUAUAAUACAAUCACAGUAUUAGGAGAAUAAUUGAAAUAAAUUCUGAUAAAUUUCAAUUUUUAAAUACAAUUUAAUGACUUAGUCCAUUGCAAAUCACAUUAUUGGAACUAUUAGCCUUCCUGCAUCAGCUGUUGACCUUGGUGAAAAUAAAGUGUGGAAUAAAAAUGUUACAUUAAAUAGAUUAAUACUGAAAUAGUUAUUCUAUACAUUCAGUUCUUUGAAAAAGGGAGAUAUAAUCUACAUAUACUUUAUAAUCAUUGUACAAUUAACACAGCUUUCAAUGUUGCAUAAGAUGGAUACUUUUUUUAAUGCAAAUCAAUGUCUAGAAUUCAAAUCUAAAUUCAAUUUUGGUGCCGAGAAUUAUGAAAUCCUAUGUAAGAACAAAAUUAUGAGGUUUUGAGUUUCCAAACCAGCUCAAUUCAUUUUCAGGUAUUUUAAAGGAGAGGAAUUUUUUUAAAGUAUUUUUUAUGGAGGUUGACUUUAAACUAUGAUCAACAAUUAAAAUUUCUCAUCAGACAUUUUUGAAUAUAAAGAAAAAAGGUUGUGGUUCAUUAGUUUUAAUAGAAAACCUAAAUGGUAUCUGCCAAAUUUAGGAUAUAGGUUGAAAAAACUGGAAUAUUAAAUAAAAUUGGUUUUAUCGCUAUAUUUUUCAGAAAUAAAGCUCUGUUCACUAAAAAAAAUAGGGGGAACACUUCCCUUUUUUUAAACAUAACGCACGGAUAAAUGAAUAGCUGAACAAAAACAUUUUUCGUGGAUAAAUAAUCUAAAAUUAAAAAUUUGAAAGAGAUAAACUUUUUAGACAGCUAGAAAAAGUAUUUUCAAGCAAAACGAAAUGGAUUGAGCUUGUUUGUAACCUAACAUUCCAUAUAUAGAAAGCAUUUUAUUCUUUCAAAUUUUAAAUAAGCAGGAAACUGAUCACACAUAUACGUUCCUAAAAUAAGCGCACCAAGAUAUUAAAUUGCAGUCCUGUUAUAUUAGUCCACAAAACUUAUGAGAUACCUAAUUCUAUGAAUAUAAAUGUACACUAGACUAAUUUGUCAGUCGGAACAGAAGCACAUUCACCUAAGAAGUAAAACUCGAAAAAGAAAAAAAAAA